AUGAAAAGAAGACAAUCUGUUUGGUCGAAUAGUACUGGAUUCUGCUUCUUUGUAGUAAGAGAUUCAGAUCAUGGCAUCCCACUGAUGCAGCAGCUGCAAGACUUGGAAGAAUGCAGAGAAGAUUUGGAUGAAGAUGAGUAUGAAGAGACAAAAAAGGAGACGCUGGAGCAGUUGAGUGAGUUUAAUGAUUCCUUGAAGAAAAUCAUGACCGGGGAUAUGACACUGGUGGAUGAACUGGGUGGCAUGCAGCUGGCGAUCCAAGCAGCCAUCAGCCAAGCAUUCAAAACCCCAGAGGUUAUUCGGUUAUUUGCUAAGAAACAGCCUGGGCAACUGAGGACCAGGUUAGGAGAAAUGGACAGAGAUGUUAUGGUGGGGAAAUUGUCACGUGAUGUCUACACUCAACAAAAAAUGGAAAUUCUCACUGCGUUGCGGAAGCUGGGUGAGAAGCUUACUGCAGAAGAUGAGUCUUUCUUAGUAGAAAAUGCAACCGCAACUCUGAGCCAAUUUGAAAAAAUUACAGCAAAUAUAGGAUCUGAGGAUAAGAUCAUGGCCUUAGCUAGCUCUGGUGUGAAAACCAAACCAUAA
Messenger RNA from Knipowitschia caucasica, 585 nucleotides. The record is from the annotation of a GenBank genome assembly. Lineage: Eukaryota; Metazoa; Chordata; Actinopteri; Gobiiformes; Gobiidae.